Messenger RNA from Pectinophora gossypiella (pink bollworm), 4596 nucleotides. RefSeq names its product ATP-dependent translocase ABCB1-like. Gene Ontology annotation, molecular function: ATP hydrolysis activity; ATP binding; ABC-type transporter activity. Gene Ontology annotation, cellular component: membrane. NCBI's taxonomy places the organism in Eukaryota, Metazoa, Arthropoda, Insecta, Lepidoptera, Gelechiidae. The transcript is spliced from 23 exons. Gene Ontology annotation, biological process: transmembrane transport. Bases 138 to 3959 code for a protein of 1273 amino acids. The record is from RefSeq and is a predicted model, not a curated record.
AUAAAUAAGUAGUCUACUUUCUACCGAGGACUAGGGACAACGCGUUAACAUGAUACCGUGAUAAACAUCAAAAUAAAAAUCACCUUUCCUGUGUAUUUCAAGUGAUUAGUGACUAAUAAGUGAAUAAAACAGCAACAAUGAAGAGAGGAAAAGUUUCAGGGUUGGAAAAUAGUUUCACAGGAAAGAAAACUUAUAAAGUGAAUAAUUUAUCCGAGGUAGAGUUCACGCCAAAUGGAGCAACAAAUGACAAAGAUAAUGCUUCAGAAACAGAACAGCAGAAGCCAGAGGAAGAGAUUCCAAGCGUAUCUUUCUUCACCCUAUACAGAUUCGCAGAUGGAAAGGACAAAACGUUCAUAGCAGUAGCGAUCAUAUUCUCGAUUAUGUGCGGUAGUAUGACGCCUGUGAAUACUAUCGUGUUCGCGGACUUGCUCCAAGCCAUGGUGGACUACGGCAUCUCCCUUAUAUUGGGAAUCGAUGGGUCUGAAGCCUUCCUCAGAGCGAUCCUUGUAUUUGCCAUAUACAACUGCAUUAUUGGGGCGGUUCUCAUCAUUCUGUCAUACGGAGCAACGGUUCUUAUGAAUAUGGCUGCUUAUAAUCAGGUGUACAGAAUACGACAAGCGUACUUUAAAGCAGCUUUGAAUCAAGAUUUUGCAUACUUUGAUACGCACAAGACAGGAGACUUUGCAUCUAAGAUGACGGAUGACGUCGUGAAGCUGGAGGACGGCAUAGGAGAGAAGUUCGCGACAUUCAUCUUCUACCAGUCAGUGUUCUUCAGUUCCGUCAUCAUGGCGCUGGUCAGGGGGUGGAAACUGGCGCUACUAUGCCUCAUCACCUUCCCUGUCACCCUCCUCCUUGUAGGAAUUGCUGGCUUGAUAUCGUCAAGGUUGUCGAAGUCCGAAGCCGAGGCGACAGCCAAAGCGGGGAAUAUUACCGAAGAGGUGAUCUCUUCCAUACGCACCGUAUACGCCUUCAGUGGCCAGCAGACAGAGCUGGAGAGGUACCAGAACCAUCUGAAGACAUCUAGGAGCAUCAACAUCAAAAAAGGAUUCUUCAACGGCCUGGCAAUGGGCACGCUUUUCUUCUGCAUCUUCUGUGCCUAUGCUAUGUCCUUUUGGUUUGGCUACAAUCUGAUGAUGAAUGAACCUGAGAACUACGAUGUUAGCACUAUGAUUUCUGUGUUGUUCGGUGUCCUAAUGGGUGCAGCUAACUUCGGCAUAUCGGCAACUUUGAUGGAAGUGUUUGGCAUAGCCACCGGCGCUGGUGCUCAGAUCUUCCACUUGCUGGACAACGAGCCUACCAUCAACCCGAUACAGAACAGCGGGAUCGUACCAGACACUAUUGAAGGGAACAUCGAAUUCAAAAACGUGGUGUUCAAUUAUCCUUCGCGAACAGAUGUGCCGGUGCUGAAGGGUGUGAACUUGAGUGUGAAGCGCGGACAAUCAGUAGCCCUCGUGGGUCAUUCAGGCUGCGGCAAGUCCACCAUCAUCCAGCUCAUCUCCCGGUACUAUGACGUCAUCGAUGGCAACGUGCUAAUUGACGGGCAUGAUGUGCGUGAGGUAUCAGUGCGGUGGCUGCGCGCGCAGGUGGGCCUGGUGGGGCAGGAGCCGGUGCUGUUCAACACGACGGUGCGCGAGAACAUCCGCUACGGCCGCGAGGAUGCCUCCGACGCAGACAUCGAGGCCGCCGCCCGACAGGCCAACGCUCAUCAAUUCAUCACCAAACUGCCCAAGGGUUACGAUACGUUAGUUGGCGAACGAGGAGCCUCCUUAUCAGGAGGUCAGAAACAACGCAUAGCAAUUGCAAGAGCACUCGUUAGAAAUCCCAGCAUCUUGCUACUCGACGAGGCCACCAGUGCCCUGGAUACAUCUUCCGAAGCCAAAGUCCAAAAAGCUUUGGACAAGGCUCAGGAAGGAAGAACCACUGUAGUUGUAGCACACAGGCUAUCGACAAUUAGAAAAGUAGAUGUGAUCUACGUAUUUAAAAGUGGGAAUGUUGUCGAGAUUGGCAACCAUGAAGAACUGAUGCAAAAGAAAGGUCACUACUACGACAUGGUGAUGUUGCAGACGUUCCCUGAUCCUCAGACGCCAAGUAAAGACGGUGACAAGCAAUUUACACGACAAAUAUCUGUGAUCAGCGAACAGGAUGACGAUGAAGACGAGUUUGUUGGACCAAGAGAUGAGACUACCAAAGAAGUGGAGGAAAAUCCGGAUGAUGUAUCCUUCUGGAGAGUGAUACGACUUAAUUCUCCGGAGUGGAAAUCCAUUACAGCCGCCAGUAUAUGUUCACUGAUGAGUGGAUUCGCCAUGCCGUUACUUGCUGUUAUUCUGGGACGCUUUAUUGGAGAAUUAUCAAAUCCAGACGAAGAAGAACGACUAGCAGCAGUAAGGAGUUUCUCCUUAAUUUUUAUAGGAAUAGGUGUGUUUUCUGGAAUCUCCAAUUUCAUUAUGGUAUCUAUGUACGGUGUUGCUGGAGAAUAUUUAACAGAACGAUUGCGAAGACUUAUGUUUGGAAAAAUACUUGAACAAGAGAUAGCGUUUUUCGAUGAGAAGGAAAAUUCUACCGGAGCACUGUGUGCCAGGCUAGCAGGAGAAGCAGCAGCAGUUCAGGGGGCAACCGGACAAAGAAUUGGCACAGUUUUGCAAGCGAUCGGCACUUUCGGGUUAGCUUUAGUCCUCUCAAUGAUAUAUGAGUGGAGAGUUGGAAUGGUUGCCUUUACUUUCGUUCCAUUAAUUGCUGCCAUUUUAUAUAAACAAGGCAGGAUGGUCAAAGCUGAAUCAUUUGGUACCGCAAAGACUAUGGAAUCAAGUUCAAAGAUUGCCGUCGAAGCGGUGGCAAACGUGCGUACCGUGGCUUCAUUGGGUCGAGAGGAAAAAUUUAUUGAGGAGUAUGCCGUACAAUUAGAACCAGCUCUCGAGCUCGCCAAAAAGUCUGCACACUGGCGUGGCUUAGUUUUUGGCUUGUCUCGGGGUCUUUUUAGCUUCGUUUACGCAGCUGCUUUGUAUUAUGGUGGAACCCUCAUUGUUUACGAUGGUGUAAACUACGAGGACGUUCUCAUGUCUGCGCAAGCACUACUAAUGGGUUCAGCGUCAGCAGCACAGGCCUUUGCGUUUGCGCCUAAUUUCCAAAAGGGAAUUAAGGCUGCAGGGCGCGUUAUCGUGUUGCUCAACCGACAAUCGAAAAUUACUGAUCCCGAUAAACCAGCUGUUGAAAACUUUAAAGGAACAGGAGAAGCCAGCCUACAAAAGGUACAGUUUAAAUACCCGACGCGACCGAUGAUAUCAGUGUUGAAAGAUCUAGAUUUGGAAAUAGAACGCGGCAAAACUAUUGCGUUGGUUGGGCAAAGUGGAUGCGGCAAGAGCACUGUCAUACAACUUCUUGAGAGAUAUUACGACCCUCAUGCCGGUGUUGUGGCACAAGACGGUGUCCCAAUAAAAAUGCUUCGCCUAGUAGAUGCUAGGCGUCACAUAGGUAUCGUACAACAGGAACCCAUAUUGUUCGACCGUACCGUAGGAGAAAAUAUUGCUUAUGGCGACAACUCACGGAAACCCAAAGCGGAUGAAAUCGUCGAAGCCGCUAAACAAGCCAACAUUCACAACUUUAUUACAUCUUUGCCUUUGGGCUACGACACUAACAUUGGCUCUAAAGGCACGCAGCUUUCUGGUGGUCAGAAGCAAAGGGUGGCGAUUGCCAGAGCUCUUAUACGAAGACCAAAGAUGCUGCUGCUAGACGAGGCUACCAGUGCCCUUGACACUGAGAGUGAAAAGGUGGUGCAGGAAGCUCUAGAUCGCGCGAAGGCUGGUCGGACAUGCGUCAUGAUAGCUCACAGACUGAGUACGGUCAGGGAUGCAGAUGCCAUCUGCGUCAUCAGUGACGGAAGAGUGGCCGAAAGAGGAACCCACGCCGAACUCAUGGACCUAAAGGGACUUUACUACAACCUCAAUAGAAGAGGAUAUUCUUAAUUAACAUAAAGUCACUUCCGUCUAUCGAAGUAGGCAGAGCCGAAAGCCAAUACAACAACCCACAGCCACUAAUGAUAAUAGUGGCUUGGUGACAUCUUAACAUCAGAAUGUUUGUCACCAUACUUGGGUUAGUCAUGGAUAUGAUAAAUUAUAAUGGCAAUAGACUACCAGCUUUAUUGCCCAUAUAGAUAGUCUAAAAUUUUUUUAUGAAAAGCCAAAGAUGGAUAUGAUAAUAUGGUGAACCAUAUACUGACGGGUUACCUUCCCAUCGAUCAUACAUUGUCCAUUAUAUUGGAAUGGAUGAUCUCAUCCUUGUCCUUAGUCAACUCUGACAAUCUGAAUGCAUUCCAUUCUUAUUUUCUAUUCCCAGUCCCAGCAGAAGCCAUAAUUAUUAUUUAUAGAGUUAAGUUUGUUCUAUGACAAUAUUGUAUGUAAGAUAGUAAUACCUAAGAUUAGUUUAAGUAGAGGUGGGCAGUAGCCCUUUUAUCGGGCACUUUUCACUUAUAAAUGUUUACAAUAAAAUGCAACUUACAAUAUAUUUUUUUAUCUAACAAUCUGUCACCUAGUCUCAAUCAAGCCAGAAUGUAAUAAAUUGUGUUAUAUAUAUAACUUAUAUAUUAUUAAAACAAUAUUAUUA